AUGUUCGAUUUUAAUCUUGAAGAUCUCGCAAGCAUUGCCCGCGGCAACAGCGAGUUGCCCAGCAGAGACAAAGAGCAGCAGGCCCACAGCAAGCUGUUCGGGGAGGAGGAGCAGGCCUUCGGCCAGGUCGAGACGGUAGAGGCAGGGGCGGCAGAGGACGAGGAGUCGGGCUCGGUAGAGGCAGAGGCAGAGGCGGCAGAGGACGAGGAGACGGGCUCGGUAGAGGCAGAGGCAGAGGCGGCAGAGGACGAGGAGACGACAGAUCACCUGAUGCCGAUGGAAUCAUCAGAAAAAAGGGCCAAGGUGUCUGGGAAAGGCGCAUGGAAAGUGUGGACACCGGAAGCGUUACUCCGAGCAGCAUUUUCUCAAGCAUCAUCGGCGUUGCGCCAGGUCGCCAGCGAGAUAGAUGGAGCCAGUGCGGCUCAUGUGUUGAGCGCUCGUACUUUUGUGUCUAGUGUGCUUUUGAAGAAGCAAGAAGAAGGCCUUGCACAAGAGCUAGGCAAAGCAAGACAUUGUGCAGUAUCAGAGUCGCACAACCCACCUAAGCUUUGGAUCUUGAACCUGAUGUUCGACGAAACCGAGCUGGAUCUGAGUUUGAAUGGUGAUGGGCCGGGCUCCUGGUCAAUUCUAGCUUCUCAUUCUCAAUUGAGCUUCGGUUCAGCAGGAAGUAUGACAGAACAGGAUUUCAUUCGAGUGCCUCAGGCCCUGCCCCGCAAAACAACUGCAUGCAUGUGGGCAGCAUUGAACCUCGGAGCAGGGGGCCUUGGGCCAGGUAGCUUUUGCACCUUGGCUGACUUUCCAUGUCUGCUGGUGACGUGCGACCAGGCCUCAGCAAAUAUCAAGUUGCUCAAACAUUUGCAUGCAGUUCUGCCUGAGCAGUGUUUUUUUAUCCCUAUGCUUUGUGCUCAACAUAGGAACGGGAACGUGGUUGAGCGAAUUACAAAGCUUUUGGGCAUUCUGCCAGGUUCCUACUGUGUAGCAAAGUGCACCAGUAAAGGCAAAGUGUUCAAGGAUCUGAGGGAAGCUGUCAAGCAACAGAUUGACAAGGAUUUGGUCGUCAUGUCAGAAGAGCCUCCAGGUUUGCAGGCCGAAUGGUCCAGCGCACGCAAGCAAGCAACCACCUUCUUAGAACUUAUGCUGCAAGGAUUGGGCGAUGCCAAACCUGAAGAACGUUCCGGAGUUUCGCAGCGGAUCAAGAAGUUCGUGGACUUCUUCCGCGGCCCCUGGACAGGACCGAGUAUGACUUCACAAGAGCUCAGGCAGCAUGUGGUCGUCAUCACGGACCACCUCGCAUGUGACACCUACGGUGGAGUCGAGGCGAUCAAGUGGGCACGGAACAGCUACAACGACAGGCAUCCUGCCCAUGUCAUCUUGGACCUGACGAAUGAGUUCGGUUCCAAGUUGUGGCUCGGCGGAUCGAAGGCAGGCACCGACACUAACCUGAUGAUCAGGAAUGGAAUCGGAGCGGUGUGGCCUGCGGCCAAGUCGGUCCAGCCGGAUGACACAGCGGCGAUCCGUGUAUUGAGGUACACAGAUGGGACUGGCGUCGUGCACGGCAACGUGAACAUGGAGAGCGUGCUGCAGCAGAUCGACAAUGUGAUCUCCUUGCUGCACCGCGGCGUGUCGGUCCUCAUCUGCUGUGUCAACGGAGCCCAUCGCUCCGCGACACUUGGUGCCAUGACGCUCAUGAACUAUGUCUCCACAUUGCGCAACAUCGUCGACCUGAACAGCAGAGCGCCGCCAUCGCAGUACAGAGUGAACACUAUUCGCCCCAUCGACUUUUUGAUCGAGCACCAAGCAGAGAUCGCUGGUAAAUCGGGGGCCUCAGGCCUGGUCCAGGUCGGCAGCAACCAGGAGAUAUUUCCUUCCACGAGAUAUGCGAACGCCCUCAUCACCCCUGUUCAGUUUCGUCGGCGCUGCAUAGAAAUGGGGUUCGUCCUUUCAGGCAAGGGCAAGCGGACUCGCCAGUCGUUGCCAGGGCCACAGUCAUUGAUAUCGUCGAUGCCGCCGCCGCCCCCGCCCGGUCGCUCAAGCUCGACCCACCUUCGGUCCAAAGCUCGACCAGUCAAGCCGAGAUCGAAGGGCGUUUCGCCAGGUCAGGUGCGGCAGAGUGGCACAGACACGGACUCCUCGUACAUCAACGUUCCGACGGAUGGUUUCAUUACCGACGACUCAGAGAUGCCGCACCCCAAGCGCAUCAGCGAGGAUUCGUCGGCCUCUGGCCAGGUCAGUGCCGCCAGUGCAGAUGAUGAGGCAGUGGACCCACCAGUUAUGGUUGAAAUUGAGGUUGCAGACGACGAAGAGAACGAGGAGUCCACCAUGGAGAAGGCCUGCGAAAAGGGUGCAGCCGAAGCAGAGGAGCCGGAGUCAGACUUUGAGAUGGUGACCUGCGAUGACGAAGGCAAAGUAGCCGAUGUCAAUCCAGAGUCGCCUCCGCAGACGCCCCGUGCAAACUGGACUUCGGAAGACUUUGCACGCCUGGAGACAGUGAUGCGCGAUCUGGGGCACCUGAACCGCCAGCUGCUCUCUUUCAACAAUGCUGAGGUCGAGGAGGAUCAGGCCCAGGCUGAUGAUCAGGCCUCGGCCUCCGGCCCGGUAAGUGACCAGAUCGCAGAGCCAGGGCAGCAAGCGGCGGAAGCGGAUGAGCCAGGCGGCACCAGCGCAGACCCCGUGGAAUCGGACGAGGGGGCCCGGGACGAGGCCUUGGGCCAGGUUGAUGAUGAGCCUGCGACUCCUGCGACGGCCGAGUCCGGAGAGCCGCUGGAGCCCUCCAGUUUGGACCUCGAGAAGACGAUGGAAGCGCUCAAGGCGCAGGCGGCGGAAGGCGAUAAGGACGAGAUGCUUGGGAGGCUUUUUGGGCUACUUGAGACCCAGAAAGUCCAACAGCAGGCUCUAUUGUCGAGACUGCAAUCUCGCCAAGAAAUGGACGAGAGAAAGAACGUCAUCCUCACAGCGCUGUACAAUCGCGACAUGACGCGCCUCAGGGCGGAGCUCCAAGCGCUGACGGUCUCUGACCUCGUCUCAAUCAGAGACGAAGAGGGGAUGACAGUCGCCCAUCAUGCCGUGCGUUUGGGCCUUGGGCCUUGUCUGGAGUAUACUCUCCGGAAAGCCCCGACUCUUGCGGAUGCCGUGACGAACCCCUCAGGUCGCCCAGCGAACUGGACGCCGUUGAUGGUGUUGGUUGAUGCACCACCAGGAUCUUUGGGAGGCACGGACUACGCCUACGACAUGUUGAAGGUCCUGGUUUCCUACAUGAGCGUCACAGGUCUCGUGAAUCUCGGUCCUUUCAAGUCUCCAACAGGGGCGACAGCGUUUCACAUUGCAGCCUCUCGUGGGAACCACCGUGGGCUGCAGAAGCUUUUGUGGUCCCUCUACCACAAGAGUGGUGGUGACAGGAACUCAACCUACGCAUUUGGCCUGGUGACCUCACUCGUCAACAGCCCCGGCUUGAAGCGCGGGCAGGGGGUCGUCGACGCCGCACUCGCGAACAAUAUCGACUUGGCGAUGUAUGUGAAGCGGAAUUGGGGCGGGGUCGAGCUUUUGUCUCCCCCAAGCCGCGGCGGCUAUGCUGCGUAG
Messenger RNA from Symbiodinium sp. CCMP2592, 3576 nucleotides. The record is from the annotation of a GenBank genome assembly. Lineage: Eukaryota; Dinophyceae; Suessiales; Symbiodiniaceae.